ACAACACUCUUAUUGGUGAACAGUGCCGUCGCUCGGGCGGUGGCGGGCUCCGGGAUUGGCGGGUGCUGGGCGGGCGGUGUCAGGCUCUCGGUGGCGGCGGAGGCGGCGGAGGCCAGGGAGGAAGAUGUCGUAAUGAGCGAUCCACACACCAGCAUGGCUGCCACUGCUGCUGUCAGUCCCAGUGACUACCUGCAGCCCGCUGCCUCCAGCACCCAGGAUUCCCAGCCGUCUCCCUUAGCCCUGCUUGCUGCAACAUGUAGCAAAAUUGGGCCUCCAGCUGUUGAGGCUGCUGUGACGCCGCCUGCUCCCCCACAGCCCACACCACGGAAACUGGUCCCUAUCAAACCUGCCCCUCUCCCUCUCAGCCCCGGCAAGAAUAGCUUUGGAAUCUUGUCCUCCAAAGGAAACAUACUUCAGAUUCAAGGGUCACAACUGAGCACAUCCUAUCCUGGGGGUCAGCUGGUGUUCGCCAUCCAGAAUCCCACUGUGAUUAACAAAGGGACCCGAGCAAAUGCCAACAUCCAGUACCAGGCAGUCUCUCAGAUUCAGGCGAGCAGUGGCCAGACCAUCCAAGUACAGCCCAAUCUCGCCAACCAAAUCCAGAUCAUCCCUGGCACCAACCAAGCCAUCAUCACCCCCUCACCAUCCGGUCACAAGCCUGUCCCCAUCAAGCCAGCCCCUGCCCAGAAGUCAAGUACAACUACCACCCCUGUGCAGAGCGGGGCCAAUGUGGUGAAGCUGACGGGUGGGGGUGGCAACGUGACACUUACUCUGCCUGUCAACAACCUUGUGAACACCAGCGACACCGGGGCCUCCACUCAGCUCCUCACGGAGAGUCCUCCCAUCCCGCUGUCCAAGACGAGUAAGAAAGCCCGGAAGAAGAGUCUUCCUGCUGCCCAGCCCUCGGUGGCCGUGGCUGAGCAGGUGGAGACGGUGCUGAUCGAGACCACAGCGGACAACAUCAUCCAGGCAGGAAACAACCUGCUCAUUGUUCAGAGCCCUGGCGGGGGCCAGCCAGCUGUGGUCCAGCAGGUCCAGGUGGUGCCCCCCAAGGCCGAGCAGCAGCAGGUGGUGCAGAUCCCCCAGCAGGCCCUGAGAGUGGUGCAGGCGGCAUCUGCCACCCUCCCCACUGUCCCCCAGAAGCCCUCCCAGAACUUUCAGAUCCAGGCGGCCGAGCCAACGCCUACUCAGGUCUACUUCCGUACGCCUUCCGGUGAGGUGCAGACGGUCCUUCUCCAGGACAGCUCCCCAGCAACAGCUGCACCCACCUCUGCCACCACCUGUAGCAGUCCUGCACCCCGUGCUCCCCAUCCGAGCGGGACCAGCAAAAAACACUCAGCCGCAAUUCUCCGGAAAGAGCGUCCCCUGCCAAAGAUCGCCCCCGCCGGGAGCAUCAUCAGCCUGAAUGCAGCCCAGCUGGCGGCGGCGGCCCAGGCCAUGCAGACCAUCAACAUCAAUGGUGUCCAAGUCCAGGGCGUGCCUGUCACCAUCACCAACGCCGGCGGGCAGCAGCAGCUGACGGUGCAGAAUGUUUCUGGGAACAACCUGACCAUCAGUGGGCUGAGCCCCACCCAAAUCCAGCUGCAGAUGGAGCAGGCCCUGUCUGGAGAGGCCCAGCCCGGGGAGAAGCGGCGCCGCAUGGCCUGCACAUGUCCCAACUGCAAGGAUGGGGACAAGAGGUCUGGAGAGCAGGGCAAGAAGAAGCACGUGUGCCACAUCCCCGACUGUGGCAAGACUUUCCGGAAGACAUCCUUGCUGCGGGCCCACGUGCGCCUGCACACCGGCGAGCGGCCCUUUGUCUGCAACUGGUUCUUCUGUGGGAAGAGGUUCACACGAAGUGAUGAACUCCAGCGGCACGCUCGCACCCACACAGGGGACAAACGCUUUGAGUGUGCCCAGUGUCAGAAGCGCUUCAUGAGGAGUGAUCACCUCACCAAACAUUACAAGACGCACCUGGUCACGAAGAACUUGUAAGGCCCACUGAGGCGGGAAGCCCGAAGAUGCAACCCCCCUGGUGGAAAGGAGGCCCCGGCGGUCCUGGGCCUGCCCUCAGCCCCUCCCUCCUGUUUUGCAACUGUCCUCACAGGAAGGGGUUCUGCUGCCCCACACUCGCCUCUGCUGAAGCCCUUGGCUCUGCCCUGGCCCUUGCCUCUCACCAGACCGGGGACACUGGCUCUGCCCAAUGAGACGUUCUAAACCAGGACGAGUGGGAACCUUUAUUUCCAAAGGAAAAACAUGAAUUUCACUCCAUCGAGGAGCAAAGUGAGUCCUCCCCUCCCCCCCAACACUGCGAGAGUCGCAUCACCGUGCCAUGCCCCGCUCUCCUGCACCUCCCUGGCCCCGGGCCCUGCACCCAGGGCACCACCGGCACCCACCUCCUGCCAGGCUCAAGAGGCCACCUCCACUCCACAUGCCCCGCCCUGCCACAACUCUUCUCCAGCACAUUCCAACUUUCUAUUUAAAAAUGAAACUACCACGGACUCCCUGAUCCCCCUUUUUCUAUGGAGAACGUUGCCUUAUACUCUAUUUCAGAUAAUGAACACUGUGUAUUGUGUGUGCUUUAAAGUUUUAUUUAAUUGCUCCCUUCCUCCUAUACUUGUUACUCACCUCCCCCAUGCCUGCUUUCAGUUUAGGGUUUUGGGGGGGCAGUGAUGAGCAUAUGGGUGUUUUUUUCUCACUAGCAGUUCUCUUUUCUAAAUGACACAGCAUUUCAAUUUGAAUCUGGAUUCAGAUAAAAACUUCACAUCCUGAACCUUUCCGCUCUCCCUUCAUCUCACCUACCCCUACCGGCCCACGCUCUAGUUCUGUACAGUGUAUAUUGUAUAAUAGACAAUUGUGUCUACUACAUGUUUAAAAACAUAUUGCUUGUUAUUUUUGAGGCUUUUAAAUUAAUAAACAAAAUACAACUUUAUUUUUAGUUGUAACUGCUUGAGGUAUGUUUUAUGAUUGACAGAUUUGUUAUCCUUUAUUAACGAUGUACUUUGUUGUUCAGCAUUGGGCUGACAAAAAUUUUUUCUUGCUAAUAAAUUUAGUUGCCUGAGGCAAAAUCCGCAA
Messenger RNA from Myotis lucifugus (little brown bat), 3054 nucleotides. RefSeq names its product Sp2 transcription factor (gene SP2). Bases 133 to 1974 code for a protein of 613 amino acids. Gene Ontology annotation, molecular function: RNA polymerase II cis-regulatory region sequence-specific DNA binding; DNA-binding transcription factor activity, RNA polymerase II-specific. Gene Ontology annotation, biological process: regulation of transcription by RNA polymerase II. NCBI's taxonomy places the organism in Eukaryota, Metazoa, Chordata, Mammalia, Chiroptera, Vespertilionidae. The transcript is spliced from 7 exons. The record is from RefSeq and is a predicted model, not a curated record.